CCGCCCAUCAGUUCUAACGAGAUUCCCUGUGCCACUGACGAUAUGUUCAAGAACGACAACGUUGUUACUCCCGUCCCGGACGACACGGAGAAAAUUGAGAGAUACAUUCAGGACCGUCGAGUCAUCGGUUAUGACCCUCUAGUUCAGCCGGCUCUGCUGCGGCAUGAGAUUCAGUCCAGUGCUGAAUCACAAAAAACGAUCGCCUUGGCACGCUACAACGCUGCACGGAUCCUUGCUGGACAGGAUGACCGAGUGCUGGUCGUUGUGGGGCCAUGUUCGAUACACUCGCCUGAACAAGCCCUCGAGUACGCGAGGCUGCUCAAGUCGAAAAUCCCAGAGUGGAACAACCUGCUCAUCAUCAUGCGGGCGUAUUUGUGCAAACCACGGACAACGGUUGGCUGGAAGGGGCUGAUAAAUGACCCGGACAUUGACGGGUCAUUCAAAAUCAACAAGGGCCUGAGGCUUGCGCGGCAACUUCUGUGCGAUCUGACGCACCUGGGUGUGCCUGUCGGGUCUGAGUUGCUGGACACCAUCUCGCCGCAGUACAUCGCUGAUCUGAGCUCCUGGGGAGCAAUUGGAGCACGGACGACCGAAUCGCAGUUGCAUCGCGAGCUUGCAUCCGGCGUUUCCUUCCCAAUUGGCUUCAAGAAUGGCACUGACGGCAGUGUCACCGUCGCGGUCGAUGCGAUGCGCGCGAGUUCGAACCCGCACGCGUUCAUGGGUGUCACGGAGCAGGGCUUGGCUGCCAUCGUCAAGACACGCGGAAACCAGGACGUGCACGUAAUCCUGCGUGGAGGCACUAGCGGCCCGAACUACACCGCGGAGCACGUAAAGUCCGCCGCCUCGGCCAUCGAGAAAGCCCGCCCACACCAUCACCCAUCCAUCAUGAUUGACUGCAGUCACGGCAACUCGCAAAAGAACCACGAGAAUCAGGCCAAGGUCAUCGACGACAUCUGCAAGCAACUCAACGCGGGAGAGAAGAACAUCACUGGCGUGAUGGUCGAGUCGCACAUCAACGCUGGUCGCCAGGACGUCCCCCCCGAAGGACCGUCCGGCCUCAAGCACGGCGUGUCCAUCACCGAUGCCUGCGUCGACUGGGCAACCACUGUGCAGAUGCUCGACAAGCUCAAUGAGGCCGUGCGCCAGCGGCGGCUACGCUACAUCGAGGCGGAGCUCAAGAAGCCCGCUGCCUUCCAGCGCGUGAUGAAUGCGUAGACGUCUGCACUAGAUCCUGUAUUGUCGUAACCGGUAGCGGUCGCUCCC
Laetiporus sulphureus 93-53 is the source of this 1263-nucleotide messenger RNA. RefSeq names its product 3-deoxy-7-phosphoheptulonate synthase. Gene Ontology annotation, cellular component: cytoplasm. Gene Ontology annotation, biological process: aromatic amino acid biosynthetic process. The record is from RefSeq and is a predicted model, not a curated record. Gene Ontology annotation, molecular function: 3-deoxy-7-phosphoheptulonate synthase activity. The transcript has 7 exons. Bases 43 to 1215 code for a protein of 390 amino acids. NCBI's taxonomy places the organism in Eukaryota, Fungi, Basidiomycota, Agaricomycetes, Polyporales, Laetiporaceae.